AUGAACUCCUCAGAUUCAAAGGAAAUGAUGAUGUUCUCCUUGGAUUCGAGUGACGAAGAGGACGAGCUGCUUGUGCUUAUUGCCAUCGAGGAGGAAGAAGCAGGAGGUGCGCGUCGUAGCAGGCAGCGUGGGUCAAUGCCCGGCCAUGCGGUUAUAGACCGGCAACAUCGCGAAGGUGCUGCUAGGCUGUACAACGACUACUUCGCCGACAACCCUGUGUACGGAGAUGUCCUGUUUCGUCGAAGGUUUCGUAUGUCGCGGCGGUUGUUCUUGCGUAUUGCGGCCGCUGUGGAGGACCAUGACACCUGGUUCAGGCAGGGAAGGGAUGCAACGGGGAAGAUCGGCCUUAGCCCGUUGCAAAAAAUGACAGCGGCCAUACGGCAACUAGCAUACGGCGUCAGUUCAGAUGCAGUUGACGAGUACGUGCGGAUAGGGGCGAGCACGGCGAUGAUGGCACUACGGAAAUAUGUGCAAGCUAUUGUGGAGGUGUUCGGAGAAGAAUAUCUCCGGGCUCCCAAUGAAACUGACACCCCCCGUCUCCUAGCAGAAGGCGAGCGCCGUGGCAUAAAUGGUAACAGGUACAACAUGGAAUACUACCUCGGCGAUGGCAUAUACCCUGAAUGGACGACCAUAGUGAAGGCAAUUCCUGCUCCACGAGGCAACAAGAGCAUCCAUUUCUCCGCGAUGCAAGCUGUUGUCCGCAAGGAUAUCAAACGUGCAUUUGGUGUGUUGCAAGCUAGGUUUGCUAUUGUUCGCGGACCGGCUAGAGCAUGUGAUCAGUCUACAUUGCACAAUAUCAUGACCGCCUGUGUUAUUAUGCACAACAUGAUAAUUGAGGACGAGCGCGGUAGCGCUUCCCCGGUGCAGGUGUUCGACUUCAUGGGGGAACCAACUCAAAUCCAUCGAAGUGGUGAUGAAGGUGUCCUGCAUUAUGUCGAAACAACUCAAGCUAUCCGCAACCGUGCAGUGCACCGCCAAUUGCUUGAUGACCUUGUGGAGCACCUUUGGAGUAUUCAUGGAGCACAGUAG
Molecule: messenger RNA, 1029 nt
Organism: Phragmites australis (common reed)
Lineage: Eukaryota; Viridiplantae; Streptophyta; Magnoliopsida; Poales; Poaceae
Exons: 3
Coding region: 1-1029 (342 amino acids)
Source: RefSeq, a predicted model, not a curated record